Eruca vesicaria subsp. sativa (arugula) is the source of this 555-nucleotide messenger RNA. NCBI's taxonomy places the organism in Eukaryota, Viridiplantae, Streptophyta, Magnoliopsida, Brassicales, Brassicaceae. The record is from the annotation of a GenBank genome assembly.
AUGGAUGUCUUCAUGUAUAUAUGGCGAGUGAAGACUUCUUUGAGGCAUUGGACACUGGACCGUGUUGCUUUCAUGCCCACUUAUUUUUUCCUUCAAAUUGAAAAAGCAUACCUCAGCUUUACAGGUAAUCUCUGGAUAGCUGUCUGCGUCAAUUUCAUUGAGAAGAUAGUUGAAGUAUUUGGCUGCUUGCAGGGAAGGAAUAGGCAAUACGUGGAGAAGUUUUCUGUUAUGAUUCCUAGGAUAGUAAAGGCUGUUGCACCACCUGAAAACAAGAAGUAUCUACUGGAAAAGUAUUAUAUCGUAGAGGUACCUCUAAAGGCUAGAUUGAACAAGAGUUUAUGUGACUGCGGGGCAUAUGCACUCAAAAAUUUGGAAUGCCAACUCCUUGGUCUUGACCUCAAUUUAGUGGAUGAUGAAAUUAUCCAGCGUUGUUGUCAAAAGAUUGCUCUGGAUAUAUGGGAGGCUAAACAAAAUCCCAUUUUAAUUGAGUUGAUGACACAAUAUGUGCCUUCUAAUUUUGAGUCAUCUAUUGUAUUCGACCUCGUAGAAGACUGA